Molecule: messenger RNA, 1989 nt
Organism: Dalotia coriaria
Lineage: Eukaryota; Metazoa; Arthropoda; Insecta; Coleoptera; Staphylinidae
Exons: 8
Coding region: 231-1394 (387 amino acids)
Source: RefSeq, a predicted model, not a curated record
AGAUCGAAAAAAAUGCUGAUGCUCAUCAGCGUAGUCGGCGGGUUCGGGGCGCUCGCCGCCGCUCCACGAGCCGCGCGUCGUCGGCGUCGCUUUUAGUUUCUCGCAGCGAUCUGUGAAAAGCGGCGUCCGAACGCACACGCUCGUUUUCAAUACGAACACAGCGACGAUUAUAAAAUCAACGAACUCGCCCCGGCAGUAGAGGAAAGCAGCCUAAAAUCAAAGAAAACAAAAUGGCAGGACAACAACGACUCGUCAAUAAGCAGUUCAACAGCCCCAUUGGCCUCUACUCGGAAUCGAACGUCAGAGAGAUCUUGGACAGGGAAAGCCAAAUGCUUGCGAAUGGUGCUGUCGGAAUCGACUUUCAUAAUCCCAUCUCAAGCAAGCCUGCCAACUUACAAAAUUCAGCCGUGCUGCGCAUGCUCGAAGAGGAAGAAUCUAGGCAACGCAAUGGACAAUCCCCAGGGUUCAGAAGCGAUGGUAGUAAGCCUCUGUGUCGCGCAUGGCCGCCGCCGGGAGUAAAUAAUCAACGGCGACGUUUUCAAGACGCCGUCAUAUCAGGUGUUAAGCGUGUCGCCUGGCCACCACCAAAGGAAGGUGAAGACGAAUACUCCGAAGAAGAAGCUGUACAAGCGCAGGGUGGACCGCAAUAUUCCUCUCAAGCGCCUAACAGCAUUUCGCCAAUUAACCACCACAUUGGACAGCGCCCCCUUUCGAGCGGCAGUUCUGCAUCGCCUGGUUGCAGUCCACAGCCGCAGCAAGCGCAGCAACCCGCCUGGGCUCCGCAGCAACAAUUUAACUCGCAGCACAAUCUUCUGCUGCAACAGGUGCCUCAGCAACAACCACAGCCUGCUUAUAGCCCAGUGUCUGCGCCGUUUCAACAGGGCAAUAUCCGCCCACAAUCACCACAACCUUUUAAUCAAUUACAGCAACAACAACAACAGCAACCUUUGUGGGCACCAGUUCAAACUCCACAGUCUGUGACUUCGCCAAAGCCACAGCAACAACAACAACCACCUCAAUAUCAAGCACAACCUACUCAGUAUCAACCUCCAGUGAAACAAUUUGAACCUCCACCGACGACUAUCACUUUACGGCCGGAAGUCCCCAUUAGUCAGGCACCUGCCCCAAUUGUAACCUCACAACCAGCCACGGCGACCUUAAAAGGAGGUAAAAAUCUGCGCGGCGACCUAAAAUGGCCGCCGGAAAACGUGCGCGAUCGCAUGAACGCAGAAAACCAACUGCGCAUGGAGCUCGCGCAGGGUCCAUCCGUCCGGCCACGGAAAGUCGCGAAGGACUACAGCAGUUUCUUCGCACAGCACGCGUUAAACAGCAGCUACCCUGGUUAUAAAAUCCCACCGGGUACGCAAUACUACGAACACCAUCCAGUAAUGUAGUCGCAAAUAUGAUAACCGCCCCCCAAUCACUUACACUUAGCCCCUCCUAAUUUUUGGAUAUACAUAUUUUACUUGAUAUGAUACAGAGUACAUGCAAUUUUUUGUAGGUUGACGACUUUAAGAGAUGCUUGAUAUAUGAAUAUAUUUAUUUUUGUGAUAUCGAUCGAAUGGCCGAUCGAGGUUUUUAAUGUUUAUGAUUAUUGCAAACAUGGACUUGAGAUUGCUUAGCUUUUUACUGGACUAACACUAGAGUGGGCGUGCAAUUGUCGUGAGUUUUUUUCUAUUUACACGUGCAUUGUACGCCCGCUAGCUGAAAAUAGUUGAAUGCAAUAAUUACGCAAUUUUAGUGAUAAUUUUAUGUAAUAUAUAUAUAUACUAUAUUUUAAUGCGAAUGCGAUAAGAAGAAACAAUGAAAUGACGAAACAGAUACCUUUAUCUAAAGCCGCUUUUUCCGAGUAUUUCGACUUGUUUACGAAUAUGUAAAGCUUUGAUGGCUUUUGUGUAUUUUGUGAAUAUUGUAUUUUACAAGAAUGCAACACUUUAUAUUUAUGCCUGUAUCUUGAUUAAUUGCUAAAUAAAGAUGCAGAAAAAUGUU